CUCUUUCUAGGCAAUCGGAAGAAAGCUUUCGAUUAUGAACCAUAGAAACUCGUCUCUUCCCAUGGCUGAAACUCUGAAUUCAUAACUAGACCAAAAAAAAAAAGAAGACUUUAAGCUGUAACUAGAGAAUAGAAUGGCUUCUGUGUCCACAUGCUUUAUUGUCUCCCCUAGGCUAACUCCAUCCGUCUUCUCAUCAAAAAAGAAUCCUUUGACUCGCCUCAGAUCUCCUCUUGAUCAUCACUCUUUCCCCGGAAUCUUGAAAAAUAGGUUUCCGAGCUCUCACCGGAAGCUCACAAGCCACGGAAUUAGGGCGGCGAGUAUAGAUAAGGUAAUCAAACCGGGAGGACUUGUGGAGAGCGACAAGUUACCUACGGAUGUUCGGAAACGAGCUAUGGAAGCUGUGGAUGAGUGUGGUCGGAGAGUCACUGUUGGUGACGUGGCUAGCAGAGCUGGCUUGAAAGUUACUGAAGCUCAGAAAGCGCUUCAAGCUCUUGCGGCUGAUACUGAUGGGUUUCUAGAGGUAUCGGAUGAAGGUGAUGUGCUUUAUGUAUUCCCAAGGGACUAUCGAUCUAAGUUGGCUACCAAGUCGUUAAGGAUACAGAUUGAACCAUUUCUUGAUAAGGCUAAGGGUGUUGUAGACUACCUGACUCGUGUUUCCUUUGGGACGGCGCUUAUUGCGUCUAUUGUUAUUGUCUACACUUCAAUUAUACUCUUGCUUUCAAGCAGUAGAAGCGAGGAUGAUAAUCGUCAAAGGAGACGUGGGCGUGGAUAUGAUUCUGGAUUCAAUUUCUAUUUCAACCCUGUUGAUCUAUUCUGGUACUGGGAUCCCAAUUAUUACAGAAGGCGACGAGCUCGAGAAGAUGAGGGAAAGGGAAUGAAUUUCAUUGAAUCUGUUUUCUCCUUUGUAUUUGGAGACGGAGACCCAAACCAAGGAAUUGAAGAAGAGAGGUGGCAGAUGAUUGGGAGGUAUAUAACUGCUAGAGGAGGUGUUGUUGCAGCUGACGAACUUGCCCCAUACCUUGAUGUGCCAUCUUCCAAGAAUGCUACGAGUGAUGAAUCCUAUAUCCUUCCUGUUCUUCUUCGGUUUGAUGGUCAACCUGAGUUGGAUGAAGAGGUAUAUGAUUUCUGGUUGCAGUGUUUUCUUCGGUCAUUUUCAUUAGAAGUAUAUUCUGUUACGCAGGGAAACAUACUGUAUCGCUUUCCGUCACUGCAACGCACAGCUUCUGGGUCUGGUAGACGAAAGGAGUAUGUGGGAAAGUGGUUUGACUGGGUUGCAGAUAUGGAUAAGUUCUUCAAGGAGAAAAAAUGGCAAUUCAGUAAAACUAGUUUGACCGAGAGAGCAAUGGUCAUUGGCCUAGGCGCGGUUAAUCUCUUUGGUGUGAUUAUUCUAAACACCCUCCUAAAGGAGAUGGCUUUCAGACCAAGUGGAUUUAUUACAUUUGUUAAAAACAUAUAUCCACUACUUCAGGUGUACGCAGGUUCAUUCUUUGUGAUCCCUUUGGUUCGGUGGCUUUCAGUGAAGAGAAAGAAUGAUCAGAUAGAGAAUAGAAACAAAGCUCGUCUACAAUUUGCAAGAGCACUUGAAUCUCCAGAUAUCACACUACGGCGUAAGCUGCUGAGCGCAAGGGAUAUGGCUCAAAAUACAGUUAUAGGGAAGGAGAGGAUCGUGUACAGUACAGAGAAAGAUAUGAUUGAACAAGACUACGAGGCAAACGAAUGGGACAGAAGAUUCCGAGAGGUGGAAAAAUCAGAUUAG
This is a messenger RNA of Eruca vesicaria subsp. sativa (arugula), 1756 nucleotides long. The record is from the annotation of a GenBank genome assembly. Lineage: Eukaryota; Viridiplantae; Streptophyta; Magnoliopsida; Brassicales; Brassicaceae.